This is a messenger RNA of Striga hermonthica, 1248 nucleotides long. NCBI's taxonomy places the organism in Eukaryota, Viridiplantae, Streptophyta, Magnoliopsida, Lamiales, Orobanchaceae. The record is from the annotation of a GenBank genome assembly.
UGUGCUAUUGUAGAUCCUGUUGGGUUGAGUGGUGGAUUAGUCUUAUGCUGGAAUAAUGAAGUGCAGAUUUCUCAAGUUAUCUGCCAACAAUUCUUCAUUGCUGUGGAGUACAAAAUGGCUGAUGUUGCCUCUACAUGGGGAACCUUUGUUUAUCUUAGCACUUCAAAUACCAUCAGACAAGAUCAAUGGAGGGAUUUAGAAACAGCCAAAUCUCUCUGGGGAGACAACUUGUAUAUACAAGGUAAUUGGAAUGACAUCAACUCUAAGGAGGACAAAAGAGGGAGAAUCCCUAGGUCAGAAUCCAGCAAGGCAGGCUUCAGAAAUUUUACUAAUCUAAUGGGAAUGGAAGAAAUAAGGAUGAUUGGGAACAAGUUCACUUGGUGCAACAACAGAUUCACUGAAGGUCUAGUGGAGGAAAAAUUGGACAGAGGAUUUGCUUCUCCUGACUGGCUAGAGAAUCACCCUCAUGCUUAUAUUUCUACUAUGACCAAAGCUUCCUCUGAUCACUCAAUGCUGAUCUUGCACAUAUGGGACAGUAAAUCCAAAAGGAAAAGUAAGUUUUCCUUUGACAAAAGGUGGCUUACUAGGAAGGGUGUUGGUGAUAUUAUGAAAGCAGCUUGGAACUUACCUCAGUCAGGCACUCCUUUUUUCAUCCUGAAAGAGAAAAUUAAAACCACAAGACUGGCUUUGCUGAAGUGGAGUGCCUCUUUCAAAACUGAGAACCAAUCUCUUAUUGCAAAUCUCUCAAAGAAGCUGGAUCUUCUUCAGGAAAACAGAAACACAACAAACUGGGAGAAUUGGAUUAGCUCAGAAAUAGAGCUUGAAGCUGCCCACAGAUCUGAGGAAAUUUUUUGGCUACAAAAAGCCAAUGUUCAGUGGCUGAGGGAAGGUGACUGCAACUCAAAAUUCUUUCAUUCAUACACUAUGCAGAGAAGAAGACAAAAUGCAAUCACUAGAAUUGUUACAAGUCAGAACAGAGUCUGCAACACUCACAAGGAUAUUCAAGAUCAUAUAACAGAUUUCUACUCAGAACUCUUUACCUCAGAAGGAUCAUGGGGAGGAGAUUCUAUCCUUCAGCUAAUUCCUCAUUCUGUUACUUCUGAUAUGAAUCUUCAGCUCUUGAAAACAGUAGAUGAGGAGGAGAUCAAAGCAACUCUCUUCAGUCUACACCCAGAGAAAACUCCAGGAGAAGAUGGUAUGACAGCUUUGUUUUAUCAAUCUUUCUGGAAAAUUAUUAAACCUGAAUUA